Hymenoscyphus albidus is the source of this 2052-nucleotide messenger RNA. Lineage: Eukaryota; Fungi; Ascomycota; Leotiomycetes; Helotiales; Helotiaceae. The record is from the annotation of a GenBank genome assembly.
AUGUCGAAUCCGAACCUGCCGGCAGGCUUUUCUUUUAUCACUGUAAAAGGCAAACAAUGUACAGCCAUUCCAAAAGUUCAAGCCGCCGGGGCAGGAGGCGGAGGAGGAGGAGCUCAACCACCAGCAGCUCAAAAUUCGACGAGCGUGGCUUCAACGACGACAUCAACAACCUCAUCUACGACAGCACCAGCAACAACAUCUACACCACCACCUCCUCCCCCACCUCCCCCUCCUCCCGUUGCUAUCCCUCCACCUGCAACCUCUCCUCCCGUUGCUAUUCCCCCUCCCCCAACCGCAGCUCCACCAGCAAUACCACCCCCGACAGCUGUGCCUAUCAGUGAGAUUCCUCCUACAACAUCAGCUCCUCCUCCACCUCCUCCGGCCACAACACCCCCCGCGAUAGUGCCUCCUAUUACUCCCACGCAAACCCCGAUACCUCUUCCUAAAGCGACUCCAAAACCUCCUCCUUCUAAACCAACUCCUGUGCCAUCUCCUCCUGUCGUCGUUCCACAGCCUCCGCCAUCCAAAACUCCGGCUCCAACAGAAUCCCCUGCCCCUCCAGUGGCAGUUCCUCAAAGUGACCCACCCGCUAAACCUACACUACUGGGCUCACUUCCAAAAACUACAUUAAGUACCGCGCGAGCAACGAAUCCUGCACCAAAAGGAACUUUUCCACCAUCUACACCAAUACCAGACGCUGCCGCUGGAGGUAAAGGACCGACAGAUGGAGGUAUUUCGUCAGGUCCCCGGACGGGUGUGGGACCAGUUAUAGGUGGUGUUUUUGGCGCGUUCGCCUUAUUCGCCUUAUUUGCAUUUUUGAUAUUCUUUAUAAUGAGACGAAGAAGGAAGAGAGAUUCUCUCCUCACACCUCUGGGAACAGGAACUCGGGAUGAAUUUUAUAGAGACGAGAAAUCAGGAGGACCAAUGUCGACGUUUGAUAAUGACAAUGAUGAGAAGUGGACUGCACGAGAGAGACUUAAGGCGACAGCAGUCGGUCUUCAAAUGGGACUGGUUGGGAUUGGGGCGAAAUUGAAGAAGACUAUGACAAGCAGAAGUGACAGUCUAAGUGUCAACUUGAACCGGGGCAACUCACAAUUUUUAGAUGGCCCAGUCCCUACACAUAGCCGGAAUAGCUCUAUUUAUUCAAACGUCCAAGGGCCUGGCUUCAAAGAUAAAGCCACGGAAUGGUGGGCCAACUUCAGGAGGCAGCAUAUGACAAUGUUGGCUGAGCCAGAGGAUCCCUUUGUGGCUGCUCGAUUUGCAAACGAAAGGAAGGCACAACAACUCAGCAAUCCUUCACCCGACUUUUCUCAGCUCUUAGGAAUGGAUGACCGUGAGCUUCAAUUGCAAGCUGACCGCCGCAGUGGUACAGGAGCUGAAUCCAGGUCCUCACUUCCCUCAAUUGGAAGUUUGGGAAGCUUAGGAUUGAACUUUAAACCUCUUCAGGAUCCAUUUGCGGAUCCAAAACCCAAUAUGGGCUACGAUUCCCGCUCCAAUCCCUUCGCCGACCCCAUUUCACCACCCCGACCAUCAAUCUCAAAACCAAAUAACUAUGUUACCAAUGUACGAAGAUCUCGAGGUCUUUCUAUCAACAAUGACACUGCCGCACCUGCAUCCCGCUACCCAUCUACAUUGGCCCCCAGUCGCGAUAGCUACCGCGAUACCGUCUUCUCUGCUUUCACGAGCACUACUCGAAGAGGGAAAGGACGAUCCGACCCCUUCGACCUCGAACGCCCGGAUCUUUGGCGUCGAACAAAUAACCCGAACUUUGAUGGCCCAGCAGUCACUGGACAUUCAAGAGCACCUAGUCUUACUGGGGGCGACGGUAUGAAUCUCUAUCCCGUACCCAUCAUUCCUCCCAACCAGAACCCAGCGUCGGCCUACACACAACCCUUGGGUGAUAGAGUAAAGUCAAACGCUACGUAUGAGAGCAAAUACAGUAGUGGCGUGGACAGUCUCGAUGGCUGGGGUGACCCGGGACCAGAUCUUGGACCUGGCAGCGGCGGUAGUAGUUUGAAGAGCAGUGCCACGGCACCAGGAAAGGCCAGGUGA